Messenger RNA from Hymenoscyphus albidus, 2339 nucleotides. Lineage: Eukaryota; Fungi; Ascomycota; Leotiomycetes; Helotiales; Helotiaceae. The record is from the annotation of a GenBank genome assembly.
AUGGCUUUCACAGAGAAUACACCACCCGCAACGCCUUCUUCUAACGCAAGACUUAGGCGUCUCAAGUCUCUGAAGAAAACCUUCAAGGUACCUUCUUCAAUGGGCUCUAUCACCUCUCCUCGUAUUCGUAAGUCUGUCUGCUCUCCGCUUUUGCUAUUGAGAUGAGAUCGGUAGUGUCAUCUAAUGACCCUGCAUCGGAUUGAACUUGGCCUGUCUGGAAUUAGAAUAAUGCUGACCAAGAUAUAUAUAUAGGGGCCGAAAGUGGUCAACCAGAGCCAGCGACACCAAAGAAUGUAGCUUCGCCGCUAUCUACUGGUGGGACUCUACAGUAUUACACUCCAAUCAAUGCUCCAGCUGGUCAUGCUCCAACCGACAACGACAACGACACCGACAACGACAACGACAAUGACAACAACAACUACAACGACAACGAUAACGACAAUGAUAAACACAACGUCGUAACAAAAAACAGUGCCAUCAACAAAGGCAAGACUGUUGAUACAACCCUUGUCAACCGGACUGGCCACGCCUACCAAAGCGACCAUUUAGCACCUGGCAACCAAGUCGCGAACGCACCUCUCAACAAAGGCACGAACGCAACGAACGCGACAUCAACUAACAACGUCACAAGCGCAGCAACCCUUGACCAAGCUAACAACACAACUUCUGACAACGACGCUCCUUCUGAGGAAGCUCCUACCACGAAGCUACAAACCAGAAUUAAAGGUCAAUUCAUUGCGCAAAUGGACAUGCUUGAGCUUCUACCUCAGCGAAUUCAUAUUCGCAAGGUUGGAAAGGAGUUGUGUGAGCAAAAGGCUCAAAUCUACGAGUUGGAAGAAGAGUCUGCGUCUGCCCUCGAAGGACUGCCCUACAUGGAGAUGCAGUAUCACAGCUCUAAGCUAAAGUACAAUCAGCUCCUCGAAAUCUAUGGGGAAAAGGAGCGAAUUGCCGAGGCACUCUUGAAGGAUACUGCAAACAUGUCUCCAAUGGAGAAACUCACGGCUCGUCGAGCAGAACUGGCUGUCGUCGAGAUGAAGCCUGAAAUCCUUCGCCGAGCCAUCGAUCUUGAAGAGUUAGAGUUGGUUCUGGCUGAGAAGAAAUCAAAGUCAAUGAACGCCGAAGACAAAAUCGCUGCAUUGAAGGAGAAGGUAGACAAUAACCAGGAGAUGUUGGCCGUCACCGAAAAGGAGGCAGAUGCGCAUGUUUUCAAAUUUUCGGAUACGCUACCUGCCAGCUCAUUGACCCCAGCCGGCAUCAAAGCAUCACUCGAAACAACUGUUAAGGUUCUGACAGAGAGAUUGGAUCAGGUAGAGCUACUCCUAGAGUCCGUUACCGAAAUUGAGAAGAAGGGGGACGACGAGGGAGAUGACGAGGACGCUAUUCAACACAAUCGACUCAGAAAGACCCGUUCGGCACUUAUUAAGGAACUCGAGGAGGCUCACGAACGUAAUGAGUGAGUAUCAUCAUUUUGUUUCCGAAUUUCUAUCAAACAUGAUAACUGACUUCAAGGUUCUGCAGGCAACUUAUUCCAUUGUUCCUUGUUGGCUACCACGUUCGCUCAAAGCGCAUCGAGGAGCUCAUCGCAAAGAAGGGUAAUCGGAAGCCUGACGUUCAUCUACUCGCCACAGGUUCUGCCGCCGCUCUUGAUGCUGACGUAAAGGCCGACGCUACCUUGGAUGUCCAUUUCAAAAACGACAAGCUCAAGCAGGAUGGCAAGUCCACUUACUUCAAAGACUUCUAUCACCUCGAUCCAGAGCUCGUAUGGAAGCACAGAAACUUCACAAUGUUCGUUGACAUGAUCAACAUGGGUGUAGAUAUGGAUACAUGGCGCAACCGAACCCCGGCUUUUGUCGACAACUACAAUAAGCUCAUUAAGGAGAUUCUCCCCGAUUUCAAGAUCGGCAGUGAUGAGGAGCUUCAAGCCGUGUUUGAGUUGGAUCGCGCUUUCGGUACCAUGGACGCAACGUACAACAAGAUCGCCUACGACUUGCGAAAGCCGGCAAUCCUCGCGGAGAACUAUAAGCUGCCAGCUGCAGGUCCAAGUGCUGCCCCAGCCGGUGACAAAGCUCGUUCAGGUUAACCGGGUUAAAGGGACUGGGAUGGAAUACAACAUACGGAGGUGCACUGAUAGACGGGCAGAUACCCACGGUCGGCUAUAAGCAGAAGCUUGGUUUACAGUCACAAGCAUUCUUGUAUUUUGUUUUCAUUUCUUUUACCUAGAACCAAGCAUUGAGCAACAGACUCUGGAUGAUGAUUGGGAGGAAAUCUUAAGUCUUGAGUUGUAUUCUUGCUUUAAUACACUCAGCUCUGUACACACUUCUUUCUUUCUUGUUCUUUCU